CUGAAAUGUCCGGAAGUUAACUCUAUAAUAACCAGCGUCAGCCGUCGAAGACAUACAUAUCCUUUGGACAGUGGGCAAAUGGGCAGCUACUCGCUCACAUGAAAGUCGCUCACAUGAAAGUAACUCUGUCACUCUGUUUUGUUUUCCAUGAGAGCCUAUUCUAAAUCUGCAUCCAGAUCUUCUCGACACAUAUGUAGCGGUCAAUCGAUUCUAAAUCUGCAUCCGGUGGAGCCAUGUUGGGUUCUCCCGGCUGAAACCAUACCAGAAGCUUCCGGUGGAAAGCAUCAUCAGUUUUUCGUGGGUACAUAGUCGCUAACAUCUCCAGCAGGCGUGACCUCGGGGAUCGAGAUAGCAAUCGGCUAAGGAUAUUCAUCAAUAACAGCCAGCAACGGCAUGUUCAUCAUUGGGCGCCGACGAUUGGUGAUGUGGCACAGAUGCGACCAGAUCCAGCCAUGGCAAGCUUGCACGUUCGAUGGCUACAAGACGGAGUUUGUGUUCCAGCUUCCGCAGAACUGCAGAAGUGGUCCUUUCGAUUCCCUGAGCAUCGAGAAUAAAUUCAACAUCGUCGACAACAAUAGGCAACACUCAGAAAAACUGAGUAAGUUAGCAAGGCUACAAACAUCUUCCAUUUAUGCAGUUUAUGUAUCCAGUUUCUGCCUUUUUUAUCAAAAGUAAUAAUAACAUGUACAUAAAUCAGUUUUUCCUUGGGUUAAAUAAAUCAGCUUUUAAGAAGGUCACAGACAUGGCAAUGAGCAAAUGAUUGACAGUGCUCAACAAUUGAUGCAUCCAGGUUAGCUUUCUUUUCUUAACCAAUAUUCAAAGAUGCAGAGAGAUAUACACAUUCAUGAAUUAAGAAUCUGAACCUAUAUUGUAUGGUAUAAGUGCUUAUGUAAUGUUUGGUAAAAUGCUUAGGUGAUCUUUCUUUCUUUUUUCCUAAAUAAGCAUUAGUAGAUGUUUGCGUUAUUAGAUGGUAAUUCUGAAAUUCUAAAUACCUCCAUUACAUCCAUCAUCAUCAUGAUUAGUGUACUCUUACUCUAACUAUUAUUCCUUUCUUAAUUGAACUUAAAAUAGGGUUCCUACUUUCCAGAACUUCAUAUACCUCAUUUUUAAUGAAUAAAUUAUUUAGGUAUUUUUAAUUAUAGAUUUCUGAAUUCUAUAUAUUGUUGUCUUUGUUAUGUGGACAGAUCACUUCAUAUCAUUUCCUUCUCAAAUUAAAUUGAUCUAUGGUGUUUCAUUACACAUGCAUCAAAUGUGUGAUUCUAUUAUGUUAGCAUUGAUUUGGAGUUUUUGUUCUUUGAUGAGUGUUGAGAUAGUUGUCAGUUUCAUAUUUUGGCGAUAAAAGUGAUGGUUGAUUUGAAUUCUACCUGUUUUGUGGUAUAUGAUACUAAAUUACUAAUGCUCCUUUUUCAUGGUUUGAAACUGAAACUAUAUUGUUAUGCAGACAAUCUGUGAUGGACUAAUAGUAUUGGUGAAAAUACAGCACUCUUGGGGCCAUAGCCCACAGCUGAAGAUAUUUGGCCAUCGAUCGAUUGGAAGCAGGCCAGAGGCUUCCGGUGGAGGGCAUCAUCAGGGUCGGGCUAGAGUUCUCCAUUUUCAUGGGUCGUUGUCGCCAACAUCUAUGUGUUGCUGCCGUUUCAGCAGCCGUGACCCCAGUGAUCGCGAUAGCAAUUGCCUAAGGAUAUUCGGCAAGGAUAGACUGCAACGACGCGUUCAUCAUUGGGCUCCGGUGACUGGUGAUGUGGCAUAGGAGGCGAAGCAUCGGGCGUGGUCGCGUGGAGGAGGCAAAGCAGUGUCCCAUCCACUGCAGCGACAUCAACGGAGGGCCAUAGACGGUGGCGACCAGUGCCUCAGCAACAAGUUCUCCAAUCUUGGGUAGGCAGGCCUGGAGCUUUCCUUUUCAGUGACAUGGCCAACCGAGAGAUGACGCCAAAAUUAACGGGGCAGAAGGGAAACCAGCCAUAUCGAGGGAGUGGAGACAGUUUCGAGUAGGGAGUGGCGAGGCGAGUGGCGGAUUGCCAGUCUGUGCUUCUCUGGACUUUGGCACUGCAGCUUGCUGACUUUAGGAAGAAGACCGAUAAGGUUUCUUCAGCUUUUGCUCGGGGCUUGCGGACCAAGAAAUCAUGGUUUGGUUUACAAACACUACACUUUAAGAAUAUUGUUUAGAAACUUUCAACUUUCAAUAAACCUUUGGUAACAAAGUUUUAUAAGCACUUGGUUUUUAUGUCUUGGAUAUCUUUGGUUUUUUUAUAUCAUCAUUCUUGAGAAUGCUGAGAUGAUAAAGAGGUACGACAAGAUGAGAAAAAUCAUAGAAGUUAGAUGAAUUACUUGAGAGUGCACUAAGACAUGAUCAAGACAUUGCUUUUUUUCUGGCGGCAACAGUUUAUUUGUUGUGAUUGUUUUGAACGGCUCAUUUCCUGUUGUGACUGAUUUAGCAUUCUUCCAGGGUUGUAUUUAAAGUUUUUCCUCAUACAGGAGAUUUGUACCUUCACAUUACUUAGCUUUGGGUAAACUUUUUGUUACUUUUUUAAACUGAAAAGGAUGCACCUGUAUUCCAUGAAGAGCAGUUGAUGUUAUAUGACUUAUAUCUUCAUAUAACUGAGCUUUUAAUAGUUCAUAUUUGUUUACCAAUUAUCCAUUAAA
This is a messenger RNA of Cuscuta epithymum, 2640 nucleotides long. The record is from the annotation of a GenBank genome assembly. NCBI's taxonomy places the organism in Eukaryota, Viridiplantae, Streptophyta, Magnoliopsida, Solanales, Convolvulaceae.